UGUCUUAUUCCAAGUAAUAAAAAUAAGCUGUUGCUGAGUAUAUGUCAACUGCAUUUACCGACUGAAGCAGCCAAUUUAAGUUUUUAGUAUUGACAUUUAAAAGAUACCGAAGACUAGAUUUACAGUGUGAACAAAUAUUCAAUUUCGGUGCUCAAAAGUUUUGAGAAAACCAAUUUAAAGUUAAGUGUUUACUAGCAUCUCUCUGAUUAUAUUUUGGAAAAUGCUGCCAAAAAUGGAGUUUAUUCUUAUUUUCUAUGAGUUGAAAAGUACACAUAAGAUGGAAAGGGCAUUUGUAACACUGAGUCCAGUGAUUUUAUUUUCACUUUCCAUUUGCUAGGACAGGAGGAUGUCUACCAGGCAUGAUGGGAGCAUGGGGUGUUUUGGGAAGAAAAUUUUUUGUGUGAAAACAAAUACUUGUGUUUAACAAUUAUUAAACUAUAUGUAGAAAUAUGCAUUUAACAUUUACAUUAGUGCAGUAGAAAUACCUUCUAUAGUAAUGUCAUUGAAUUACCAGUUUACUGAUACAUGCAACAAUUUAACAUAAUUAUGAAUCAUUAGGUAGUCCCUAAGUCUUAGAAUUAGGUAUAUUUCCUGGGUGGACAUAACAAUGCUGGACAUUUAGUUAUGGCUCUUAUGAGGUACUCAGAAAGGUUGUGAUGUGAGGGUAAUGGAAAGCUAAUGCAAAACAAAUUUUCAAAAAAUUACAGAGAAUGUUAGUAUUGUUGCUACCUUUGAAAUGUUAUUUAAAAUCUUAAUUUCUUUGUUCUUUAAAAUGUCUGCUGUUUUGUAAAUUGCUCCUUGUAUUCCAAAUACUGUUCAUUCAUUCCUGUCUUACCUUUCAUUAGCAUUCCUUUUCAUUUUACCUCUUCUGCAAUUGCCUUAAUCUCUCAAGUUAUAAUUAGUAUAAUUUUUGAGGGAAUUUUAACUUACAUUUUCUUAGAAUAAAUUAUACAAAAUUAUGGGAAAAAAACAGGAAACGGGGGUAUUAAUUGUCAAUUUCUUUACCUAUUAUAUUGUUCAGUUUUUUUAAUAAUGACACUAAUCCCUUUUAUGAGGGAUUCACCAAAUUACCUAAUCACCUCCUAAAAGGACUUACAUCACCGCAGACAGAGGUUUCAAUAUAAGAAUUCAACAUACAUUUCAACAAAAGAAUUUUGAAGAGAAAUAGACAUUCAGAUGAUGGCAAUAUUAAAUGCCACAAACAGCAAAGCAUUAAUUCUAAAAGGUUCUUAACAACUGUGCUUGAGAAAAUUGCUAAUGGCUUUGCAGAGAAUCCCUGCUCAGCUCUCAUUUAAUGUGCAUGGCCCUUGAAAUACACGUUCUCUGACUUUGCCCAAAUUCUGAGGCCUGUGCACCACAAUUCCAGGAAAAUGAAUAAAACUGCAUAGAAUUGAACUGUCAUAGAAGAUGUUUUUAUUCAUUAUCUCUCUUCUCAUUUAUUUUUCUUUAAUAUGUACCCUAUCUAUGUCACUUACUGUGUUAUCAGUGUGAAAAUUAAGGAGAGCGAUUUUAGAUGAUAAAUGAAUCCUUAUGAAAUAAAAACAAGCCAAUUUUGGAAACUUAAAAUACUAAAACACUGAAAAGAAAGCAGGAAUGUUUUAUGAACGAUCAAAAAAGCUAGAACAAAUAAAUCCAAGGAGUUUGACUCUUUGGUUAGACGCAGUUGAAUGCUUAAAUUUAUAUUUAAGUUUCCUUGAAGCUGAGAUACUACAGAGGGGUGUGUGUGUGUGUGUGUGUGUGUGUGUGUGUUAAAUCAAGUCCAUGCACAGUCACUUAAUCAUGUGUCAGUUUGAAGAAAAUGUAUCAUGGAAGGAAGGAUUCACCUUCCACUAACCUGCACUUGUCAAAAAUCACCACAUCUGCCAUGGCUUCUGAAAUAUUGCCAUCUCCUGCACCCAGCUUUCAAUACAUCCUAUUCAUUUCAUCCUACCAAGUGUGCUGUUCCUUGAUAGUCUCUCUUGUCAGUUCCUCUUCUUUAUACACUUUUAAUGUCAUGCCUCAGGGCUUAGUUUUUGGCCUACUUAUUUUUUCUGUUUAUACACCUUUGGUUAUAUCUCUCACCCAGGGUCCUCAAUAUGAUCUCAAUUUCCCAGAUAUAUACUUCCAUCCAAGAUUUCCUUCCAGCUUUGUAUAUUUCAUGUGCCUGACACCAAAAAUUGUGUUUUGCCUACUAUGUUGAGUAGAUAUGUUAAGUAGAUUAGACACUGAUGUCUAAUACGUGUGUCAAAUUUGGCAGUUAUAAAACUAAGCUGUCUCCAGUCCCCACAAUCUAUUUGCAGAAUCAUCUGUUUUAGAACACAGCCACAUCAUUCAUUCAGAUUAAACAUUUGAAGUUUUUCUUGAAUCCACUAAUUUUUUACAGUUUACAACUAAGAAUACUAUACACACUAUUUAUAAUUUGAAAAUUUUCACCAUCAUUGUUGCUAUUUUCCUGACAGGAGCCACCUAUCUCUUCCCUGAGUUAUUGUUAGAGGCAACAAACCCCAGGAUUGGACUGUCACAUGAGAUUCCCAAGAAUCAGAGAUUUGAUCCACUUUUGAGCUUAGUAAUAAUUCCAAUGAUGCAAAUAAGUAUAAUAUAUAGAUGAAUCAGGCAUAAUUCCAAGAUGCCCAGGGUGACUUCCUAUGUCAUUUUUUCAUCUCAUCAAAUUGUAUGUGUUUCAAGUAGCAGAUGAGAUUUCUAAGGAAGUAUAAGGUCUCCUUAAUGUAAGAGACAUGUAGAUAAUAGAAUAUCACCAUUUUUACUCAUAAAGUUAUAUAAUUACAUUAUAUAAUACAUGGAACUAGAUCCAACAGAUCUAUAUUUUUCAGGCUUACUUACCAAGCAAUUAUAGAAACAAGUAUAUUCUGUCCAUUUUUUUUCCAUAAUAAGUACUUUCUCCCAGUACAAACCACAGUAUUUACCUGCCAGGAGGUCUGGCAUUUCCAUAUUUAGUAGAAGACAAGACUCCUCCUUGAAUGUUUCCUUCCUAGGAGCUUUCCUAGGAAGUUCAUUCGCCAGUUAACUGCAGAACUGCCAUGCAAACACUUCCAUCUCACCUCAUACUGGCUUUUACUCUUUCCUGCCCGAUUCUGUUUUCAAGGCAGCCAAAUGACCAUGUCAUUCCUUUGCUCACAACAUUGUAAAGACACCACAUUUUACUCAGGAUAAGAUCCAAAGACCUGGCCAAGAACCCCAAAUGUCCACACGAGCAGUUGCUGACUAACAUGUCUUCACUUUCAUCAUUGUAACCACACUAGCCUCCUGGGUGUCUUGUUCUCAGGUACAUUCCUGCUACUCUUCUCAGAUACAGAGCUAAUUCUCCUACUUCCUUGACAUCUUCACUGACCAGGUCUUUUCUCAAGGAGUGGAGAGCUCCUCCCCCAACACACUCAUGUAGACUUCAAACACCCACAGUCUGCAGCUUUAAUUUUUUUAACCUUCCUUUUGUUAUCAAUUACCAGUUUAUUUCAUAUGCUGAAUGAAAUACACUGUUAGAAUAUAACUUUCAUAAAAGCAAGAAUAUUUAUCUCUUUUGUUCACUGAGGUAUACCCAAUACCUAGAGGAGCAGCUAGUGUGUAUAGCAGGUUGUAAAUAUUUUAUAAUGAGUUUAUGACUGCACCAGGGUUAUGCAGUUGUGCAUUUGUCUUCGAUGGCAGAUUAUCCUCUAACAGGGAUAAUCAUUUUUCUCUUGUCCACAUCAUAGUCCCUGAUAGUCAAUUAUGAAUAUAACUUUUCCCAGAAUAUUUUUCACUGAAAAAUAUUUUCUCUUCAAAAUUACAAUUAAACAAGAUGUUUCAAGUAUUUUCUUAAAAAGAUUUUAAAAGUGGGUCAACAAGAAUAAAUCCAAAGAAUAAAAUUUAUAAUAGUAUACUGCCAAUCUUUAUGCAGCACAAUCUUGUAAAUUAUGCAAAAUUAUGUAUAUGUACUUUAAAAAUAUACUGACAUGUAGAAAAAUAGAGUAAAACACUAGUUAUAAAGAACUGACUUUUUUAAUUUUUAUUUUUUAUUAAUUGCUCGAGACAAUACAAUGAUCUUGACAUAUCAUAUAUUUGAUUCAAUGGGGUAUGAAUUCUCAUUUUUCCAUGUGUACAGAUUGCAGGAUCACAUUGGUUAUAUAGCCACGUAUAUACAUACAGCAAUACUAGUGUCUGUUGUAUUCUGCUGCCCUCCCUAUCCCCCCUCCUUUCCCCUCCCCUCCCAUCACCUCUCUCUACCCAAUCUACUGUGACACAUUUCUCUCUCUCUUUUUUUUCCUUCCCCCUCACACUAUCAUAUAUGUAUUUUGUAUAAUGAUGAGGGUCUCCUUCCAUCUUCCAUGCAAUUCCCCUUCUCCCUCCCAUUCCCUCCCACCUCUCUUCCCUGUUUAGUGAUAAUCUUCUUCUCAUGUUCUUCCUCCCUACUCUGUUUUGAGUCACCUCCCUUAUAUCUGUGUAUGGGGUGAAGGUGGGAGUUCAUAACCCACUUGAAUCAAAGUGUGGAAUAUGAUAUGUCAAGAAAUUUGUGGCUUUGUGGUCCCUGCCGCCUCCUCAGGGCCUCCGUAGCGCCCACCGCGGCCCUGGCUGCGGCGCUGCUUUCGUCGCUCGCGCGCUGCUCUCUCCAGGAGCCGAAGGACCAGGUGGCUUCGGCGCUCAGCCCCUACUUCGGCACCAAGACUCGCUACGAAGAUGUCAACCCCGGACUACUGUCGGACCCCGAGGCGCCGCAGCGGGACCCAGAGCUGCUGGAGGGGAGCUGCACCCCGGUGCAGCUGGUGGCCCUCAUCCGCCAUGGUACCCGCUACCCCACGGCCAAGCAGAUCCGCAAGCUGAGGCAGCUGCACGGGAUGCUGCAGGCCCGCGGGCCGGGGGAUGAUAGGCCGGGCAAUGCCAGCGAUCGCGGCCUGGGCGCCGCGCUGGCUGACUGGCCGCUGUGGUACGCGGACUGGAUGGAUGGGCAGUUGGUGGAGAAAGGGCGGCAGGACAUGCGACAGCUGGCGCUGCGACUGGCCUCCCUCUUCCCAGCUCUCUUCAGCCGGGAGAACUACAGCCGCCUGCGACUGAUCACCAGCUCCAAGCACCGCUGCGUGGACAGCGGCGCCGCCUUCUUGCGGGGGCUGUGGGAGCACUACCAUCCUGGGUUGUCGCCGCCCGACGUCUCAGAUAUGGAGUGUGGACCUCCAAGCAUAAAUGACAAACUAAUGAGGUUCUUUGAUCAUUGUAAGAAGUUCUUAACUGAAGUGGAAAGGAAUGCUACAGCUCUUUAUCAUGUAGAAGCCUUCAAAACUGGACCAGAAAUGCAGAGCAUUUUAAAAAAAGUUGCAGCUGUUUUGCAAGUGCCGGUAAACAAUUUAAAUGCAGAUUUAAUUCAGGUAGCUUUUUUCACCUGUUCAUUUGACCUGGCAAUUAGAGGUGUCAAAUCUCCUUGGUGUGAUGUUUUUGACAUAGAUGAUGCAAAGGUAUUAGAAUAUCUAAAUGAUCUGAAACAAUAUUGGAAAAGAGGAUAUGGAUAUACCAUUAAUAGUCGAUCCAGCUGCACCCUCUUUCAGGAUAUCUUUCAGCACCUGGACAAAGCAGUUGAAGAGAAGCAAAGUACUAGACACCAAACCCAGAAUCUUGAGCAUACUAAGUCUCAGCCAGUUUCUUCUCCAAUCGUCCUUCAGUUUGGUCAUGCAGAGACCCUUCUUCCACUACUUUCUCUCAUGGGCUACUUCAAAGACAAGGAGCCUCUAACAGCUUAUAAUUACAAGGAACAAAUUCAUCGAAAGUUCCGAAGUGGUCAUAUUGUACCUUAUGCCUCCAACCUAAUAUUUGUGCUUUACCAUUGUGAAAAUGCCAAGACUCCUCAGGAAGAAUUUCAAGUGCAGAUAUUAUUGAAUGAAAAGGUGUUGCCCUUGGCUCACUCACAAGAAACUGUUUCUUUGUAUGAGGAUCUGAAGAACCACUACAAAGACAUCCUCCAGAGUUGUCAAACCAGCGAAGAAUGUGAAUUACCAAAGGUGAACAGCACAUCUGACGAGCUAUGAGUAAUUAAGAACGUUUUUAGUUCAUCAGUGCUUCCCCAUAGGGAGUGAUUACAUGUUUAUAAUAAGUAGACAAUAUCUUGAUUACAGAAGCUUUCAUAUUACUUGGCUAUUUCUGUCUUUUCACAGAAAAACUAAGUUUUUGGGGGAGGGUCUGGACCUGAUACAUAGAUAAGAAAUGAUUUUCACUGGAGCAGCUCUCUUAAGGAAAUAAAAAAAUCUUUUCAGAGAGACAACUAACACAGAAAGUGUUUACAGAAAUGAAAUUUUUCCAACUUCUAUGAGAAACCUCACACUGAAGUAGAGUAUAAUUUGAAAAUGAUACUUGCAAAGUCCUAGAUUAUCAAAACAUGUCAAUUGGAUGAUCCGUAAUUUGAUUUAACUGGUCUAAUUGUGCUAUAGAUCUGUUUUUUUUUCCCAGGUGGAACAGUUCUAGUAUUAAUUGUGUCUCUUAAUCAGAAAUAUUGUGAUUAACUAAGAGUAUCACUUUAGAAGAAAGCUAACAAAGUAAGACUUUGAAACAGUGUUAAGAAACAGACUGAUUUAAAAGGGCAUUUUCACUGAAUGAAGCAAGAAAAAAGUAAGAAUUAUUUUUGUUAAUAGUAUUUUAUAAAGUAUUUAAAUUCUUUCAACAAUUACUUUUAAUAAGUCUUGCAAGGCUAUUUCAAUUAUCAUCAGACCUGUUUUAAGUAUACAAAAAUGGAAAGACAAAAGAGGACCAUUAGCAACAAGUCAGAUGGAUAAAUCAGAGUUUCUUAAAUUCAUUGUUUAGGUAUCUUUUUCAUUUUGUCCCUUGGCUCCCAUUUUUAAAUUUUAUUAUGUGAAGUGUAUCCUUUUUUUUUCUUUUUAUAUUCUUAGAUAUACAUGACAGUAGAGUAUAUUUUGACAUAUUAUAUAUACAUGGAGUGUAACUUCCCAUUCUUGUGGUUAGAAAUGCAUCUUUUGGUUGUUUGAUUUCUUUUUCAUUAAAAAAAAGAAUAUCAUCCUAGCUGACUUAGUUUCAUACAUCUGAACUCAUUUCAUAGAAAUACUUCUGAGUUCUAUCAAAUGCCAUGAAAAUAUUUCCUACAAUAAACAAAAUUCUUCUUUA
This is a messenger RNA of Marmota monax (woodchuck), 7071 nucleotides long. RefSeq names its product multiple inositol polyphosphate phosphatase 1. The transcript has a single exon. The record is from RefSeq and is a predicted model, not a curated record. Bases 4470 to 5984 code for a protein of 504 amino acids. Gene Ontology annotation, molecular function: acid phosphatase activity; inositol phosphate phosphatase activity. NCBI's taxonomy places the organism in Eukaryota, Metazoa, Chordata, Mammalia, Rodentia, Sciuridae.